AUAUACAAACUCGUCAAUUACGCUGAUUCAACCUUCAACUUCUACGAAUCCUCCAAUUGCUCUUUUCAUUAGCCUGACAAUAAUAUCGAUACCACACGUGGAAAGUAAUAAUGAUAAAGGGAGAUAAUGUAAGGAGAUUACGGAUGUGAGAGAGACGGAGAGAGAGCUUUCUUUUUUUUUUUUUUUUGAUGGGAAGGAUGAGAAGUGGUGUAGCUUAUUGAAAAAAAGAAAGAAAGAAAAAACAUUAAUGAAAGAUAAAGAUGGAGGCAAAACCGAUACCAAAGCCAAGGUCAAUAAUGGCCGAACGUCCAGUACCGGCGCCAAGAAAAAUACCACCUGUUUUACCGCCAGCAGCAUCAUCAUCGUCGCCACGUAGCAAAAGUCCAAGCAGCGAAUCGAGUCAAUCGAGUCAGAAAAGUGACGAAACCAAAUCGAGCAGUACCGAGCAAUCGAGAAAUUCGAACGAAUUUUUUCGUCAAUUGAGUACUAGCUCGCGCCAAUUGAAGGAUGAAAUAUCUGAGAAGAUGACGUUGAAGGGACGAGCGGUUAUAUCGAGUACUAGGAACGUUAGCAUACGUCUUGAAAAAUCGAUGAAGAAUCUUUUAACACGGAGAUUGACGUCCCUCAAUCAAGAGGACAUGUUGCACGAUUCUAAUCUCGGCAAUACGAAAAAAAUCGGCGAUGACAAUACGAUAGAAGACGAGAGAUGCGUUUCGAUGCCUGCCGAUGAUAUAUUUAGCAGUAUUACCUUUCACAGUCCGUUCAGUAGUAAUCUAAGAAGUAUCAGAAACGAGGAAGAUCUAUCCGGGUUACGAUAUAGUCCACCACCACCAGUAUAUCCGCCACCCCCGCUUCCUGUAGAAUCUAUCAACGACGAAUUAAAUUCAUUUACGUCGAGCAGCAGCGGCCAUUAUGAUACUCUUAGUUCUACCAUCUCUGAAAAAGUACAAAGAGAUUUUCCUGAGUCGAGUUUCAACGUCUUCAAUUUUGUUCAACAUCAGGCCAGCGAUUCGGACCAGAGUUUAAAUUUGUCUGACAUCAACGUAAGUUUAACAAGCGACAACAAGUCUGACGUUGACAGGAGAUUGUCGAGAUCAGAUUCUUGGACAUUUUAUGACACUACCCCGCCUACAAACAAAUCCGAGAUCGUUAAUGAACUCGAUAGGAUAUCCAGUACCGAGGAGGAAACAACUUUGGAACAGGCGGUGAACGUCAGUAGAAAUUUUACAUCGUUUAACGCCAGUUUGAUCUCCUUACAGAAUUCUAUUUAUGAGAAUUGUAUUUCGUCAAAGGGUGGUAAAGAUGAAAAAUUGUUUGAAUCUAUGUUGUCGGAUGUAAAAAAAGAGAGCAGUAGUAAAUCUUUGUUAUUCGAAUUCGAUCCAUUCGCCAAGACUUCUGAAGAAAACGUUUAUAGUAAUUACGAGAGUAACGAUUUGAUGCUGUUGGAAGCACUUUUAGCGACGAAUGACUCGUCCAGUAAUCCUGGUAGUACCGUAGAUCUGCACGAAGAUAACGAAAACGAAGAGCCGACGGAAUUGGAAGAAAAAAAAGUCGAGGACUCUUUGAUACCUCCUGAACCACCUAAGAGAUUCGAUUCUUUACCUAAGAACGAGUACGACGAAGUCGAAGUUGGUAAGAAUCCAGCACUUUUACCAAAACUGGCACAAAUGGCAAGAAGAAAACAACCGGCUGUACCACCUAGAAAAUCUACCACUAAAAUCACUCCUGAUUUUUCAUCGGCAAGCAUUCAAUCAACAACCAUAGAAUCUAAAAUGGCUACAGGGAAAUUUGUCGACGAUGCCACGUCGAAUCCUCUUCCAAUGGUUAAAACGACGAACGAUGAUUCGAAGAAAGUCAGCGUCAUUCAAAAGCUAAAGAAACUAAGUCAAGAUUCCACUGCUAACGUGAUCAAACCGAAUGUUAUAAAUUUUGUUAGAAGUGGUAGUAAAUUGUUAUCGAGAAAUCGUGAUCAUGAUGGAUCUGGUGAUCAUAAUUCGAAGCAAAUGAAAAUGGAUAGACCCAAGUGUAAAAUUUCACAAUGCAAUACUACGCACAGAGGUAUAGUUUAUAAAACUGGAGUUGGUAUAGAAAGAGCUAGAGAUUUGGUUCAAAGAGCUGCCGUUUUGACGGGUCCAAAAUUGUGUUUUUAUAACGACAAGAGUAUGUCUACGCUAAAGGAAACUAUUCAUCUUGAAAAUGUUUAUAGUAUCCAUCUUUUGCAAGAUAUUAAAGUAGUUGAUGGUGAAACAGUACAUUGUAUAGCAAUCAGUAGCGAAUCUAAACCCCAUGUAUAUAUCUUCUACGCAAAGGGUAUAGCGGAGAGAAGAAGUUGGGCUCAAAAAAUUUUAGAAGCAAUGACGUCAGUUUUUCCUAUAAAAUACACAUCUGAUCUUACCAGAGCUGGUUGGGUUUACUUAAAGGAAGGUAUAACAGGUACGUGGUUCCCAGCUUGGGUUCUUCUUCAAAAGAGAACAUUGGUUUAUACAAAUUCAUCGGAGCCUGCGGUACUGGAAUAUUUAGAUUUAAGAAAGGCACGUUAUAUAGUAUUGCGAGAACAAGAAGGACCAAAUUCAGACAAUGGAUAUGUACCUGUAGUAGUCGUCGAUGCUGGUGGUUCCGGUGCAUUGCAUAUAGCAGCACCUGGUUCAAAAGAAGCUUCUGCAUGGAGACAUGCUUUGUAUCAAGCCGCUACUAGCUGUGGUCCAGCGUUACAUCAACAACAAAUCACUCAAGACAACGUUCCUGUAAUUCUCGACAAAUGCAUCAAUUUUAUCUCCACGCAUGGUAUAAUGUCGGAAGGGAUUUAUCGUCGCAGUGGAUCUAGCAGUGCUGUCAUUAAAUUACUGGAAGCUUUUAGAAGAGAUGCAUGGGCCAUACAAAUUACUCGAGGAUCUUACACUGAACAUGACGUUGCUACGGUUCUUCGAAGAUUUCUUCGGGAUUUACCAGAAUCUUUAUUUCCUGCUAGUAUACAUAAUCUGCUUUGUCGAAGCUCAGAACUCAGCAACGAAAAUGAAAGAAUACAAAUUUAUAGAAAUUUAUUGACGACAUUGGAUCCUAUAACUUCAGCAACUAUACGUAGAAUUCUUGCUCAUCUUCAUUAUCUCAGUCAACAAAGUUCAAGAAACUUAAUGACUGUUGAGAAUCUCUCGGCAGUUUGGGGACCUACUUUAAUGCAUGCAGGAGAAAAUAGUGCUGAAGAUUGGAACAGAGAGGAAACAAAAGUAAUUGGCGACCUGAUACAUCUAUUUCCAAAAUUAUAUCAAUUGUCACAUGCCGAUCUGGCUAAGGAAGCUAAAAUCUUAGAAGUUCUUGAGAAACAUCAUGUUUCAAAUAAUGGACUGCGUGGUGCACCAUCAGGCGAUUUAAAAAUUUGGAUAUAUCUCCUUUCCAAAGAAGGCAAAUGUGUUAAUGUAGCUAUCGGAGCACAAAAGACAGCUUUUGACGUAUGUCGUGAAUUAUCAGAAAAAGCUAAUCUACCUGCUCAUGAAUUGUGCCUAGAAGAAUAUGCACUUUCAGGUGCUUUAAAAAGACCACUUCAUCAUAACGAACGUGUUUUAGAAACAGUAGCGAGAUGGGGUUAUUGGGAUCCAGAUGAUAGGAAAGAUAACAUCCUAAUCUUGAAGAAGGAUAGAUUAUACAAGGAUAUUGUACCUUUGAUCAAGCCACCCAUGACAAUAUCAGGAGAAUUGAAAUUUGCGGAUGUUAAAUCAAAAAAUUUUAAGAAUUAUCUUUUUGAAUUUAGUCAGGCUAAGUUAUAUUGUUACAAAGAUAAAGUUUGUUCUAUUAAAUUACAUGAAUGGAAAAUUGAAGAUAUUAUUUGGUAUUUGGGACAUGAAACCAAACGUAAUCCACAAAUGGGCUGGACUAUUACAUUUAUAUUAAGAAAUAAAAAACCAACAAGAUGCAAGGAAAAUCCAUUCUUUGGUAAUAUUAUAGCUGGUACAUCUAAAAAUGAACAAUAUAAAUGGUUGGCUGCUAUGCUUUUUGGAGAAUUUCAAACGAACCUUCGUCCGUCUGCUAUAAAUUUAAUGGACAUAUAACAUGUAAAUUAAUGUUUGUAAAUUACAGGGUUUAUAGAAUAGUAUCUACUGCCAUUAAAAAUGUUUGAAUGAGAGCUUAGACUUUUAUAAUAAAAAUUAUAUUAUAAAUAUGAUGUUAUAUACAUGAGAAUACAUAUUGAUAUGUAACACGUUACUUUGUAAUAUUUCAAAACACAGAGUAUUUACUAAUUAAGCAUUCCUCAAAUAUCUUAGAGACUUUAUGCAUCAAAUCUGUACAAAUUCAAAAUAUACUUUUAUAUUCGUACGUGUAACAAACAAAUACAAUAGAAUUGUGAUACAAAAUGAAAUGAAUUAAAUAACAAAUGUACUUUAUAAUUA
Messenger RNA from Vespula pensylvanica (western yellowjacket), 4382 nucleotides. RefSeq lists its product as uncharacterized. Gene Ontology annotation, biological process: signal transduction; positive regulation of GTPase activity. The transcript is spliced from 12 exons. Lineage: Eukaryota; Metazoa; Arthropoda; Insecta; Hymenoptera; Vespidae. Bases 261 to 4043 code for a protein of 1260 amino acids. The record is from RefSeq and is a predicted model, not a curated record. Gene Ontology annotation, molecular function: GTPase activator activity; phosphatidylinositol-3,4,5-trisphosphate binding.